AUGCCCCGUGCCCCCCUCGUGCCCCCUCCCAUGCCUCCAACACCUCUUCCUUUACCUGUCUUCCCCUCCCAUGCCCCCUCGCCCCUCCCGAGUCCCACGCCCCCUCACCUCCAGCCCGGCCCCCGGCGCCGCGAAGGUCGCCCCCUCGCCACCGCCGCCUCCGCCGUGCAGGGGCUGAGUACAAGCGUCGGGGCUGACGCGCGCUGUUCUGCACUUAGCGAGGCGAGAGUUAACGAGGAACGCUUCCCCGGCCUGCGGCGGCUAGCGGCAGCCGCGGCUCCUAGGCGGCGGCCGCGGCGGCGGCUUGUGGCGAGACAGGUGAGCAUCGGGGAUGUGCUGUGGCCGCCGUGGGAGCCGCCUCGGGCCCGGCCUCGGUCACGACAUUGCCCACCCCGCUCACUGCUCCCAGCCCGCCCCGGCCGCCUCGUGUCGCUCCCAGGCUCGCCCCGCGCCGGGCUGCUGCGGGUCAGGCUCAGGCCGGCCCGGCGUGAUGAACCCUGCAUCCUGCACCGCUGCAGUGCUGGGCCGCUGCACCGCCGGGCCGCUGCCCUGUUAGCCAGUGGUCCUUUGCACUGGUGCCCUCAGCGGCGGCUGGCACAAUUCCCUAGGCCGCGGCAGCUGCCGGCCGGCCGAGCCUCGCAGGGGCAGAUGGCAGGCAGACAGCCGCCGCCGGCCGCUGCAAGAUAA
Eriocheir sinensis (Chinese mitten crab) is the source of this 687-nucleotide messenger RNA. Its product is annotated as translation initiation factor IF-2-like. NCBI's taxonomy places the organism in Eukaryota, Metazoa, Arthropoda, Malacostraca, Decapoda, Varunidae. The transcript has a single exon. The record is from RefSeq and is a predicted model, not a curated record. The coding region runs from base 1 to 687 and encodes 228 amino acids.